Messenger RNA from Podarcis lilfordi (Lilford's wall lizard), 858 nucleotides. The record is from the annotation of a GenBank genome assembly. NCBI's taxonomy places the organism in Eukaryota, Metazoa, Chordata, Lepidosauria, Squamata, Lacertidae.
AUGGGCAGCUCUCUGUCUAUUCCCCAACAGAAAUUUUUAAAAGACUUAAAAUUUCUCCUCUCCUCCAACAAAUUGGAAGUUCCGGAGGGUGAUUUAAUACAGCUCAUUCUGGCCAUCGAAGAGCAUUCCCCCUGGUUUCCUGCAGAUGGGACUUGGGAAUUAAAACUUUGGGACAAGAUUGGGGCACAUUUUCAUGGGCACCCCAGCAUAAGUGUUCGGAUUCUUAAUGCAUGGUGCAAGGUUCGUUACGCCAUGGGCUCUUUAUCACCAAAAAAUAUCUCCAUGGCUGCAUUGCCAACACAACCUUCAGCUUCUUUAAUUCAGCCUGCUGUGUUAGCGUCUGUUCCAAUACUUGCUUUGCCAGCAGCUCCAGACCCCAAACCUCCGGACUACAGUUCCUCACCUGAGGACCCAAUCCUGCAAAAAUACCGUGGUCUGACUGGCAAUGAUCCUGCUCUUUCAGCGGCAGAACCAGAACCAGAACCUUUUCAACGUGCAGUCCUUGCCUGUUCCUUAAUUCAGGAUACUAUGGCAUUCCCUGUUAUUGUGCCCCCUGCUGGUGCCCCGGCAGGCACCCAAGCCCAACACCAACCUUUUGACUUUAAGAUCUUGAGAGAGCUGCAACAGUCAGUAAAGGCCAAUGGACUCCAAGCCCCAUAUACGCAGGCGCUUUUAGAAGCCACAUUAGCCCAGCUCUUGGUUCCAGAGGACAUCAAGCUUUUGGCCCAUACAGUGUUACCCCAUCAGCUGGUGUUUUGUUUGCCCACGAAUGGGAAACUGCCUGCCAUGCUUAUGCUCCAGCCUUGUUACAACAAGUCAGAGGAAAUAAUCCAAAUGUUACCCUCGCAGAUGUCUUAG